AUGCCCAAACUGGACCUGGUAGAAGAAGAACCACCAACUGGAUAUGUUCAUCUAGAAAAACUUCUUCCAGUGAUGACAAAAGUAUUACUGGACAGAAGCUACAGGCCUAUUCCAGAAGAUGUUCUUCUACAUGCGUUUGAGGCUUUAGAUGAGAAUAAAAGUGGAUACAUUACUAAAGAGGAUCUGGUGAAACAUAUGACUGAAGAAGGUGAACCGUUUACUGAGGAAGAAAUGGAAGAGAUGCUCUCCAGUGCUCUAGAUCCAGAAACAAAUGCAGUUCAUUACAGAGACUACAUUCCAAUGAUGAUAGUAGAUGAAACUGAUAAUCUUCCACAGUAGACUCUGAGGUGCCUUUUGGUAACAGCAAUGUAGCUUAGCAGUUGGUUGAAAUUCCAAGUAUAACAAAACACAGUGUGUGACCUUGUGCUUAUAAUUAAAUUCAAAUCUGUGUAGUUAUAUUUCCUUGGAGUCUGUCUAUAUAUUCAAAUCUAUUCACACUUGGAAAAGGAGUUCUUGACAGAAAUAGUAUGUAAGAUCUGGAAAAGAAAUCAUGGAAUUUGGUUUGAAAAAUAACAGAAAAAUAAUGGAGUCCAGAAAUGACUUUGCAAUUGCUGCUGCAAAAGUGAUGGAAAAGUGAGACUGGAAAAACAGAUGAUAAGUAGGUGAGUAUUUUAAUUCAACUUGAAUAGUGAGGGCAUGCUACUAUGAUAAAGCUUUUGUAUUUAAAUGCAAUCCCUGUUUGUGUUUAACAAAUGAGGCAUUGAUUGCUACAUUUGAAAUAUUACAGGCAAAUUAAAUUUUCUGCAGUUUGUAGGUCUUACCAAAUGCACUUGCAUUUUGUUCACCAUAGGCAAUUAAACUGGACCAGUUAGUC
Molecule: messenger RNA, 874 nt
Organism: Centrocercus urophasianus (Greater sage-grouse)
Lineage: Eukaryota; Metazoa; Chordata; Aves; Galliformes; Phasianidae
Gene: EFCAB2
Product: EF-hand calcium binding domain 2
Exons: 5
Coding region: 1-339 (112 amino acids)
Molecular function (GO): calcium ion binding
Source: RefSeq, a predicted model, not a curated record